UCCGCUUAGAUGAGGGCGCUAACCCGUCGGAGUUCGGCCAAUGCUCCGGCAUCCCCAUAGGUUGUGGAAUGAGUCAGUGGAGCUCACUAGUCCACCACAGUACGCACAGUGUGGAAGACGUGUAUAGAGUGUGUAUAUCAAAAUACUCACCAAUCCUCUCUAAAAUUGGCAGAUAAGUAAUAUAUUAGUGAUUUUCGUGUUUUAUAAAACAGGAUAUAUUAAUUGUAUACGCGAAUAAUUUAUUACGAUUACUUUAAUUAUUUUUCUGUAUUAUAUUUAAUAAUUCGUAAUGGUUAAAACGAUAACGUGCUUACCUGAUAAUAUAAUACUGAUCAUUCUAAGCUACAGUGAUCACUCUUGAAGAUAUCAUUAAUUUGAGAUGCGUCUGCAAGAAAUUACAGCAUGCAGCCAAAUGUGACGAUACGUUUCUGGAGAAAAAGUUUCUUCAAAGAUGGCCUUCUGCGAAGAGACUUUAUGAUAAACAACUUAAUGAAAAUAAAUAAAUCCUAGUUGGAAUCUAAGUGAAAGAUAUUGGAUUAUAAAAAUGCUUCAUUAUAUUAGGCAUCUUUCGGUGAAGAAGGAGUACAGUAAAUUUAUAGAAAAAUCUAACAAGAAACAACUUUUAGAACAGAUUGCUACUUUUUUGGCACAAUGGUUACAACCUGAAAAGCAUGUAUCUUACUCAUACAUAAAAGCAUCAUUAGAUAAGAUCGCACGACAAGCAUUGAAAUACCUCGGAGUAAAUUAUCACAAUCAUUCAAUAUUCUUGACAUCCGUCACAACUUUUAUUAAUUGGAGAAACAAUAAUAUCGAGAAUAAUUAUUGGAACCAAGCAGAAGGUACGCAGAUAAUGGAUACACUCCAGAAAUAUAUAAUUGGUAAAUUAAACUUUUGACCAUGCGAUUCGACAGACACAAAUUUGGAAAACAUAUGCAUAGAUAAUGUUUUAGAAAAGAAACGUGGCCACGAAAUAAUUAUAUUCAUAAUAUAUCACAGCGUAGCCAGGAGACUUGGUCUAUAUUGCAAUCUGAUAAAUGUACGAAUGUGCGAGGUCUCUCAUUACUGUUUAUUUUGGAAACCUAACUAUUCCACGAAGAGUUUGGAAAAUGCAAGAUGUUUUAAUAUAAUUUCAGAACAAUUCCCAAAUUGUCUCCUCGAUCAACUGAAGAUACUUGAAACAAUGUAUUUUAAGAGAAAUGUUAAUAUUCCAAUAACAAAACAACCUAACAAAAUUUUAUUUGGAAUAAUGGAACUAUUUGCGUUUUUGACUAAUGUACGUUUCGGGGUUAAUCCGCAUGAACAUGGCAUGCACGUGCUUAGCCUUAAUUUUAAAAGUACAAAGCAGUUAAAUAGACCAGAGGAAAUAAGAUUUGCGGUUGGAAUGAUAGUUACACAUACCAAUAGUGAUCAAUUUACAGAUAGUUGUACCGGCGUGAUAAUCGGAUGGCAUCGAUAUAAAGAUAGACACGUUACAUAUUUGUCCGCAAGCGAUGUAAUAAAUAUGGAUAUAUGUGUAUUGCCGUUGAACCACUGUUGUAAUUGUCAUGCUAUAAAACAAGAAACUAAUUAUUAUAUAAUUCUUACCCAAAAUAAUAAAAUGUGUUGCGUGGAGGAAGAUCAUAUAACUUUAACAACGCCGCAAUGGAUCAAUAAUAGCGAAAUUGGUCGCUAUUUUUCUAAAUUCGAAGGCACGCAUUACGUGGCAAAUAAAAUGCUAAAAAGACUUUAUCCGUAUGAUGCCUUUGUAAUUGCUCGAAAUAUUAGAGAAUUGAUUAGAGAAAGAAAUUUCAAAAAAGAAUAUGUGAAAAUUAGUAGUAUAAAUUAAUAGUUUAAGUAGUCAUAAAUUAAUAAAUCACAUUAUACAAUAUUUAGAAUGUACAAAUGUUU
This is a messenger RNA of Nylanderia fulva, 1887 nucleotides long. The record is from RefSeq and is a predicted model, not a curated record. Lineage: Eukaryota; Metazoa; Arthropoda; Insecta; Hymenoptera; Formicidae.